CCGCAUAUUCGAUAUAAAACGACAUUUCUUGCACAUUUUCGCUUUCAGUUCGUUUUUAGCUCCGGUUGCGUUGGGAUUUACUGUAGUGGCAAUGCAGAUCCUUAAAGUGUUGCUAGUAGUGUUUUUGGUGAUUAACAUAACGACCGGGUUCUUCUUCAAGAAGAAGAAAAAAGUGUACGUCCAUCAUCCCCCGGCAGUGCAGCAACCGCAGUAUCCGUAUGGCUACGCCUACAACUAUUACUAUCAACCUGCGCCGUACUACUAUUAUCAGCCAACCAGCGUGAACACUGCUCCGGUGCCGGCGACGUAUCCGGAACCGGUACACACCGUGGCACCCGUGGCCUACCAGCAGCCUGACUAUCAGGCAGCAAGUUACGCCGGCAGCUCGCACCAGCAGCCGUUGCCUGCCUACCAGGCAGCAAGUAAUGCCGGCAGCUCGCACCAGCAGCCGUUGCCUGUCUCCCAUGCAGUGAAUUUCGCUGGCAGCUCCCACCAGCAGGCAACGGCUGUGUCCCAAGCAGCAAGUUUCGCUGGCAGCUCCACCCAGCAGGCAUUGCCUGCUUUCGAAGCAGUAAGCUUCAAUGGCAACUCUAAUCAGCAGGCAUUGCCGGCAUUCGGAUCAAUACGGUUGAAUAGUAACUCCAACCAGCAGGCUUUGCCAGCAGUAGAAUCGAAUGGAAACUCCAGAAACGUAGAAGUUAUACCAUCCGUCGGGUUCCGGAUGGGCACCGUGACCAAUGUAAUAGAGGUGCUAAAGUCGGAAGGUAGACACAUUGAGCUACCAGCGGAAAUCGUUCCUAUAAACGAUGCAGCACCUUUACCGGUGUUCACUGCGCAAAGUCACGGACGAACCGCGAAUACGGAAACCCUAUCCUCCAGAAUUCAGGAAAGUGAACCAUUAUUGGGUACGGUUGUAGAAGAGGUACAACAGCCAAUUACUGUAUCCGAAGAUAUCCAAGACGACACUGCAGAAGUUAUCCAAGAGUUGCCCCCAUCAGUCAGCGGUGGAGCCAAUCUUAUAGUGUUACCGGAUUCGGCAGGCGAAAAUAUUGAGUUGCCCGUGCGAAUCGAAGAAACAGCAGGCUUACCGGCCGAUAACGCAGGUACGAUACUCGUGUCGGUAAAUAGCGAUCAAACAGUAAGCGUGCCAGAAACUGACGAUCAAACUGUGGGCCUGGCGGAUGCAAGCCUAGUAGCUGUAGACCUACCGGAAGCAAACGAUCAGUCUUUAGGACUGCCGGUAGCUGAUGGCCAAACUGUAAGUUUGGCGGGUGCAAGCGUAUUUAAUGUAGGCUCGGCGGUGGAUGUUGAUCAAACUGUAGAUCUACCUGUAAAUGUGGAUGAAACUGAAGGCCUUUCGCUAGAUGGCGAUCAAACGCUAAACGUGCCCGUAGAUGACGUUCAAACUGUAGGCCUGCGGUUUGGCGAUAAUACUGACCUAUCCAUUGCCGGUGGAGAUACGAAACCCGCAACAGCAAAUACGCGCGAUGGAAGCAGUGACGAGUCCGGGAAAGCGAACGCGCAGCCCGUACUGAGCAGUGUGGCCAUUGUUCCAAAUCGACUGUCCAGUAAUGUGGUCACGUAUCAGUUGCAGUCACCGGAUGUGGAGCCACUUUCGUUUCCCGAGGUUCAGCAGGUGCUGCAGAAGCUGCUGCAGCGCGAUAACUUUGACGAGAAACGGCUCAAGAAGGAUGUGACGUCCAGUGGAGGGUAUAAAACGUCCAAGGGAGUACAGAUCGAUCCGCAAGUCAGCUACAGUCGAGUGGCUCGCCAAUAAAGCAUGAGGAUACCGCUUUAAAUAGA
Molecule: messenger RNA, 1803 nt
Organism: Anopheles coluzzii
Lineage: Eukaryota; Metazoa; Arthropoda; Insecta; Diptera; Culicidae
Exons: 2
Coding region: 92-1777 (561 amino acids)
Source: RefSeq, a predicted model, not a curated record